AUGGAUUUGAUAUAUAGAAACAGAGCUCUCUCUCUUCGUGUCUCUGAGAAACCACCGAAAGAUAAAAAAAUAAAACCUUUGAGUGCCGCGAUGUCGAAUUCAGCCGCCGUCGAAGAGCCGCCGCAUAAGAAGAAGAAGCCGUCUCCGUCGCCGUCAUCAAAAGGGAAGGCCCGUUCUCGCGAUGUCUUGCUCUUGGAUUGUCGGACUCACACUUGGAGCCGAGCACCUUCCAUGGGAGUGGCCCGAGCUUCCGCUGCGGCCGGAGUCGUAGACGGGAAGAUUUACGUGUUCGGAGGCUGCUUGUCCCGAGAUUGCUCGAAGUGGGCAGAGGUAUUCGACCCGAAGACCCAAACUUGGGAUUCUGUGCCGCCACCGCCGGAUCGGAAUAUGCGGUGUCGGUGUAUACACGACAGUGUGGUGGUGAAGGAGGAAAAGCUUUACGCAGUGGAUGGAAUGGAUAGAACCUUUUACUACUCGCCCAAGGAAGAGAAAUGGGGAAGAGGGAAUACGAUUACGCCGCAGGGAAACGAAAGGGAUUGGUGUGUCAUUGAUAAAGUGAUGUACGCUUGUGAUCGCAAGGGGAAUUUGUGUUGGUGUGAGCCAGACCGGUUGGAGGGUGAACCAGAGGGGAAGUAUUGGAGGGAGGUGAAGGGUUUGGGCUCUCUGAAGGAGAGUCUCGCUACCUCCAGACUGGUCCACGUUGAUAGCAAGACUGAGGCUCUGUGGGAGGCGCAAAAGAGCCGGUUUGGUAGAGAGGAAAAGCUCGUAGAUUUGCUUCCGGGGGCCAGGCUCAGCAACUCUGGUGGCAACAUUGUGGUCUUCUGGGACAAGAGGGAUCAUGACGUUGAUGAUAUUUGGUGUGCAGACAUUGAGAUUCGGUGUGCAGAGAUCUCCGUGCAGAGACGAGGAGGCGAGAUUUGGGGCAAUGUCGAGUGGGAUAACGCUGUCAUGACCGUUAAUCCUUUCUCGGAUCGCUACAAGGCUGAGAUUAAGAAAAUUGACCUGGACGAUUCCACUCUAAUCUCUAUUCCUCAGAUGCGUUUGGUUGUGUUGCAAACAAGCAGAAACUCUCCUGUAGCAAAACACAUGAGAUCGAGAUGGCGUUGA
Thlaspi arvense is the source of this 1107-nucleotide messenger RNA. Lineage: Eukaryota; Viridiplantae; Streptophyta; Magnoliopsida; Brassicales; Brassicaceae. The record is from the annotation of a GenBank genome assembly.